Messenger RNA from Rhagoletis zephyria (snowberry fruit fly), 1806 nucleotides. RefSeq lists its product as uncharacterized. Gene Ontology annotation, molecular function: glycosyltransferase activity. Gene Ontology annotation, cellular component: cytoplasm. Lineage: Eukaryota; Metazoa; Arthropoda; Insecta; Diptera; Tephritidae. The record is from RefSeq and is a predicted model, not a curated record.
AUGUUGUCUACACGUCUACAUCUCUGGCUUCUGCUUCUGCUAUUAGACACUUGGGUGAUACUGACCAGCUUGGCUUCCACGCAGAUAGAUGUUUUAGGAACCGAUAAAGCAGAAAAUGGUUAUAAUGCAAAGGCCGAAGAGGCGGAGGAGCUAGUAGUAGAUCGAAGACCGCCACCCACCGACGAGCAGCGGCGUGCGUUCAUCGCACAGGAGCUACCUUCGCUACCAAUCGACUUCUAUGAAGAGCGCUGGCAUGGCGAGUUACGCUUCAAUGAAAGCUGUGCGCCAUAUCCAGAGAUCUUGCAGCUUCAAUUUCAUAACAACUACUGGCAAAUGCAUCGCAGCCACAAUCUGACUUUCUACCUAUACGGCGCCUACUAUGACAAUCGACCGCGCGUGCAGAGCUGGGAAGGUGUGGUGCUGGUGCGCAUACUCGCUAUGGUGAAUGCCUUCAACUUUAAGUCUGUCGAUUAUCCGCCCAGCUACUGUCAGCUGUGGUUUACGGAGCAGAGUGCACCGGUAAUUGUGCCAGUGCGUGAGUAUCGCGAUAAUUGGUACGCGAACUGGGGUCAAGGUCCUGAGUACUACAAUCCAAUAUUCGUUGAAUGCGCAAUGCCGCAGGAGGUGCGGGAUUUGGUGCCGCAUACCGUUUCCUUAGUGUCGUCGGAGUGUGCGCGCGCCACUAACAAUCUGCGCGUGAUCUACGAUCCACCGCCGGAAGGGAAUCGCACGCAACGAGGCUUUGCUGUUUGCUCGACGGCACUGUAUAAUCCCUACAGAGAAAACUCGGUGCGGUUGGUCGAGUGGCUCGAGCUUUUGCGUAUACUGGGCGCCGAUCAUGUGAUGCUGCCCACUUUCGGCUUACAUCCGAACGCCACAAAGGUGUUGCGAUACUAUGAGCGCGAAGGUUUUGUCUCGGCGCCGGGUAUAUCUUUGGUGCGCGGCGAGCCGGCAUUGCCGCACUUCACGUACGCGGCGAUAAAAAUGAGCUUAACAAAUCAUCGCACCAACGAAAUAAUACCACUGAACGAUUGCCUCUACCGAAAUAUGUACAAGCAUGAGUACAUUGUGGUGUUGGACAUCGAUGAGGUUAUAAUGCCAUUGGGCGAACAUCACAGCUGGGCUGACUUGGUGCGCUACGCUAAGGCACAUAUACGCUACGACGAUUGUGAAGGUCUGACGUCACUCUGCUUCCGCAAUGUCUAUUUUCCGGCCUAUCCGAAGCGCAAGCCCUACAGCGAUGAAGUACCAACAUACAUGUAUAUGAUGCAACAUGUGGCACGCGUCGCUGAACACCUGGAGCCGUUUAUGGCUACGAAGUGCUUUCACGAUGCCAAUUCUGUGACGGGUCUGCACAAUCACUACUCAAUGCAUUGGACGGGCGGUUGCGGCAUGCAGACGGUGAAUGAGACGGCGGGUCAAAUGCAACACUAUCGAGAGCCGGAUAUACCGGAGACAUUGGAUAAUCCCGUUAUCGAUGCGGCGAUAUGGCGUUACCGGGAACCGCUGGUGAGGCGCACAAAGGCAGUGUUGCGCAAAUUGGGACUGUUACAGCGCGUGCGUGCGAUUCCAGAGAAAGACGUUAUAGCAAAGCAAGAAGAUGCAGGAGAAGGUGUAGUUGAAAGGGAGACGAACGAGAAAGACGAAGUUGGAGAUAAAAAGCUCAAACCAAGGGCGGCGAAAAAAAUAUAUACGGCGAAGGAAGAGGUGGCGCAGGAAGUGGCAAUGGAGGAAGAAGCUACAGAAGAAAAGGUGCCGAAAGGAGACACGAUCGGCAAAAACUUAAAUGAAAAGACGGAGUUUUAA